This is a messenger RNA of Mytilus californianus (California mussel), 893 nucleotides long. RefSeq lists its product as uncharacterized. Bases 45 to 893 code for a protein of 282 amino acids. The transcript has 3 exons. Lineage: Eukaryota; Metazoa; Mollusca; Bivalvia; Mytilida; Mytilidae. The record is from RefSeq and is a predicted model, not a curated record.
UACCACUGAACUGAAAGGUGUGGAUCUGUUAAAUUGAUACAAAAAUGUAUGGAUUAUUUUUAACUUUAUUACUUUCUUGUACGACCCACUGUCAUGGGAAUGACGGAUUAUUGCAGAACAAAAAACCGGUGAUUCCAAUGCCGUUACUUAACAGCUUAAAUGCGCCAUUGGUAGCCCAACUAGAUGUUACUGCAAUUAACAUAGAGCUGAAAGCUUAUAUACAACAAGAGAUAGUUAAUGGUGUUAAACUUGCGAUGGAAGAAUUGGCUGCAACCAUUGUCAACACGAAAGUGGACCAGGCUACUAUAAAAUUAGAAGAAAGUAUGCAAGAGAAGUUGACUCAAGCUAAUACUGAAAUCCAAGACAAAAUCGGUACAACGUACAUUCAGUGGGGAAGGACCAACUGCACUGCAGAUGACACCGAAACAGUAUAUUCAGGAUUUGUUGGAGGUUCAGCUUACACAAGAUCCGGAUCAGCUGUCAACAUUCUUUGUCUAAUCAACGAUCCACAAUGGGGGAUUUACGAUUCAAAGGUUAACGACCUUCCUUUCAUCAGAGGGGCACUGUUUGAUGUUUAUGAUAUAAAUGUUCCAAAUUCACCGUUUGACUUCGAAAAGUAUGAAAACCAUAGAGUUCCUUGUUCAGUCUGCAUGAAGAAAAAGAAAGCUUCGACAAUUAUGAUCCCUGCAAGAAAAGAUUGUCAUGGCAACUGGGUGAAGGAAUACGAUGGAUAUUUAUAUGCUGGUCAUCCUUCCCAUUCAGCAGCAACUGAAUAUAUAUGUCUAGACAAAACACCAGAGGCUUUAGAUAAAUCCCCAAACUAUACUGAUAAAAUGCUGUGUCCACCGUAUGUAAACGGAAGAGAGGUUACGUGUGUUGUCUGUUCUCGUUAG